GAGUACCGGGACGAGCGAGGUCGCAACGCAUUCCGUCGUAGUCACCCCGACGGGUAACGGAUGUCCAAGCGGCUCCGUAUUCGCGCGCUAAACUCACGAGGAACUCGGUGAGAUUGAUACGAAGAGGUAACAACGAAUUUCCUCUAACGAGAAACCGAACGGACGACUGAACGAACAGACGGUCGAGCCCACGAAUUCGCCAGUGGGAGCACACCAGCUGUAUCUAUAUUAACGAAUCGUUUCACGGAAGUGGAAACGUUGAACGAACACGAGAAAGAUAUCGAACGAGAAUAUAUUUGAAGGAAUAAAGAUAGAAAAAUAAUGUUUACGACUACAGUCUUUAUCUUCACAUUGAACACACUAUGGAUGGCGUGUCAAGCAGUGCCACUGCUUGAUAUGAGGAACAGUUUGGAGCAAAAUGUAUUGGAUGCUGUGGUUUCCUCUGCAUGCUCUUCAAAUGGAGGUUGUUGGAAAUGGUUACCGAUGCAAGAAGUUCAGAAAGAUGUUCCUUUGACUCCAGAGGACCUCCCCAUAUCAAAAAUGGAUAUUCGUCGAGAAACUUCAAGUUUAGAUCCCAACACGAUUAUAGAAACAUGGGGUGAUAGUUCCCCAUCACUGAACAGAAAAAUUCACCAAUUGUCACUGGCUAACAAGCAAAUCGGAAAUAGAUUGUCGAAGAAAGAUAAGUCACGUAGUUGGGGUGCUGGCGGCAUGCCCUUUUCUAUUCUUUAUAUGAAUCCAUAUGGUCCUCGUGGAAAUUAUGCCAGUACUUCACAACAACAAGAUCUGGGAAAAACUGAAAGCACAACGCCACCUAUAAUACAUCCUAAUACUCGCAUUGCUGUGCGUAAUGGAAGUUCCACGCAACCAAGAAGACAAUACUCGAUAAUACCGCAGCUUUUUAUAUCAUAUGGCUGGGGUCCGUUUGGCAAAUGAAAAGAAUCUCCUACUUAAGUGUGUAAAUGGAAUACUGAUCUCAUAAUUUUGGUAUACGAAAUCAACUGUAUAAAUAUUUAGUUACAUUUAAUUUUAACUAAGCGUCAUAUUUUACAUAAACUACAAUCUAAAUA
Molecule: messenger RNA, 1070 nt
Organism: Bombus terrestris (buff-tailed bumblebee)
Lineage: Eukaryota; Metazoa; Arthropoda; Insecta; Hymenoptera; Apidae
Exons: 4
Coding region: 322-936 (204 amino acids)
Source: RefSeq, a predicted model, not a curated record